This is a messenger RNA of Merops nubicus (carmine bee-eater), 1371 nucleotides long. Its product is annotated as erythroid differentiation-related factor 1-like. Lineage: Eukaryota; Metazoa; Chordata; Aves; Coraciiformes; Meropidae. The record is from RefSeq and is a predicted model, not a curated record. The transcript has 10 exons. The annotation marks the transcript as partial. Gene Ontology annotation, biological process: positive regulation of DNA-templated transcription.
AAAAAACUUCUGAAGAUCCCCUACAGCAAGUCCCACGUGAGCAUGGCAGUGCAUCGCAUUGGGAGGACACUCCUCCUGGAUGAGCUGGACAUUCAAGAGCUCUUCAUGAGAUCCUCUCAGACAGGGGACUGGACAUGGCUGAAAGAAUUUUAUCAAAGGCUGAUUGAUCAGAAGUGGCAACGAAAAAAGAAGAGUAAAGAACAUUGGUACCAAAAGGCUAUCCUUUCUAAAUUCUUGUAUUACAGCAUUAAUGGUGAUGGAGCUGCUCAGCCUGUUCCUUCCACUUCCAAACAGCACCAGGAGGGUCCUGUUUCAGGUGAGAGUGAUGAAGCAGGAAGGGCCUCCUGGCCAGCUCCUUUUGAGAUGCCUUCUGCGUUGUCUGAAGAGCCAGGUGCCUCUAACCAGGGCAGUGUGCCUCUUGAACCCUCAUAUAUAGUGGGGCAUGUGGCCUCAGCCCCCAAAGAACAAAACCUGACUCCUUUGUUCAAUGAUGGGGAAAACAGUCAGGGACUGAAAAAUGACUUUGUUCGUAAUAUCUUGUGGACCUUUGAAGAUAUCCACAUGUUGGUAGGAUCAAAUAUGCCAAUAUUUGGAGGUGGGAGGUACCCUGCUGUGAGCUUGCGUCUCAGGGACAACAACAAGCCAAUAAAUGUGCUAACAGGAAUUGACUAUUGGUUGGACAACUUAAUAUGCAAUGUACCAGAGCUUGUGAUGUGCUUUCAUGUUAAUGGGAUCGUUCAGAAAUAUGAAAUGAUCAAGACUGAAGAUAUUCCCAAUUUGGAAAACUCAAAUUUUUCUACCAAAGUGAUAAAAGAUAUUGCUCAAAAUAUCUUAUCUUUUCUGAAAUCCAAUUGCACCAAAGAAGGACAUACUUAUUGGUUAUUUAAAGCAAGUGGGAGUGAUAUUGUAAAGCUCUACGACCUAACCACCCUUUGUGAAGAGACAGAAGACAAAUACCAAAACCCUUUUACAAUGCCAGUGGCAAUUCUUCUAUACAAAGUUGCGUGCAAUAUGAUGCUGAAGAAAAACCAGAACAAGAAACACUAUGGCACUAUCAGAACAUUGCUCCUUAAUUGUCUUAAGUUAUUGGACAAUGGCAGACAUCCUCAAAUUAUUGCUUCAGCAAACUACAUGUUAUCAGAGCUUUUUCAGUUGGAUGAGCCUAAAAAAGAAGACAGUACAGACUUCCCUAUAAAUGGAAAUUCUGAUGAAAGCUACAGCGAGGAAGAGGAAGAAAUGCCAGAUAGUGAUGAAAAUGGUUCUUACAGUAACAGUUCUGAUCCACCAGAUGACAACAAAGCUGUGGCCAUAAUCAAGUCUGUGGGAGAGCUGUCAGUCCCAGAAAAGUACAAGUCUGUUCAUAGGAUACGU